AUGGCCCUCUGCCAGAACAGAUUACAGGAGGAGCGGAAGCAAUGGCGACGUGACCAUCCCUUUGGCUUCUUCGCCAAACCGGCCCGGACAAAGGAGGGAGUGCUCGACUUGAAGAACUGGGAGUGCGGCAUUCCGGGCAAGGAGAAGACCAUUUGGGAGGGAGGCCUGUUCAAGAUCAACAUUGCGUUCCCCGACGAGUACCCAACAAAACCCCCCAAAUGCAAGUUUGUCCCUCCGCUGUUCCAUCCGAACGUCUAUCCCUCGGGCACCGUCUGCCUGUCGAUUCUCAACGAGGAAGAGGCAUGGAAGCCGGCCAUCACUGUCAAGCAAAUUCUUCUCGGCAUCCAAGAUCUCCUCAACGACCCCAAUCCCGAGUCACCCGCGCAAGCCGACGCAUACAACCUGUUUAAGAGAGACAAGGUCGAGUACGAGAAGCGUAUUCGCCGCGUGGUUCGCGAGAACCCGGCGCCGUAA
This is a messenger RNA of Trichoderma aggressivum f. europaeum, 474 nucleotides long. RefSeq lists its product as uncharacterized. The transcript is spliced from 4 exons. Lineage: Eukaryota; Fungi; Ascomycota; Sordariomycetes; Hypocreales; Hypocreaceae. Gene Ontology annotation, cellular component: nucleus. The record is from RefSeq and is a predicted model, not a curated record. Gene Ontology annotation, molecular function: SUMO conjugating enzyme activity. The coding region runs from base 1 to 474 and encodes 157 amino acids. Gene Ontology annotation, biological process: protein sumoylation.